Molecule: messenger RNA, 1368 nt
Organism: Cheilinus undulatus (humphead wrasse)
Lineage: Eukaryota; Metazoa; Chordata; Actinopteri; Labriformes; Labridae
Exons: 11
Coding region: 1-1326 (441 amino acids)
Biological process (GO): regulation of gene expression
Cellular component (GO): nucleus
Molecular function (GO): POU domain binding; DNA binding
Source: RefSeq, a predicted model, not a curated record
AUGAGAGGACGGUUCAAACGAAAAGACUCAAGGGGAGGAGGAGAAACAACAGACUUUGGGGCUGCCGGGCUCUGUCCUCUUACAGGGGAAACCGGGUCGGACUUGGCCGAGACACGCACACCUGUUUCGGUUUCAGCUCUCCAGGAUGUAGGCGGAAGCCAACAAGGUACCAGGUGUUCCAUUUAUGAUGGUGACAAGGUCUACUUGGGAGUCCGUGUUAAAAUGCCAGUGAGGGAUCUUCUAAGAAACAUCCGCUUAGCCCAAGGCAUUGACCCUCAAGAUCUUCAGGGGAUGUGCAGCAACACAGCCGUAGGAGAAAAGAAACGAGUCAAAACUCGCAAAGGACACCGAACUGCCAAGAAAAAGCGCCCCACAAAAAGCCUGGAGGAGUUGGCCAUUAUAGUGGAGGUUCUGGAGGAGGACCUCAGGACUGGAAAUACCUACUGCUCAUCUCCUCAGUCCAUUUCCACCCCCAGCUCUGCUGUGUCCCCUGAGUGGUCUCCAACUGGGUACAACAGUGACGAGUCUGAUGAAAUGAUCCUCAGCCCCCACUCCUAUAUGAACUGCUGUCCCAGCUCAGCAGAGCACCAGCAAGCCCUGUCUCCUCUGGCCUUCGUGCACACCAGCCUCCAGCCUACUAACAUCUGUCACAUGGGAAGAGAUGGGAGAGGUGGAGAAGACUGGUUUGAUGCCCCGAACCAGGACUGGAACAUGGAUGGCUCUGUUUUCUUUCUCACCCAGCUGCAGAGAGAGGAGAGCCAGCUCAGACAAAUCACUGACUCUGCGCUGCUGUCCACUGAUGAUCAGGGCAGAACAGCUCUCCAUAAAGUUGUAUGUGUUGGAAAGAGGGCACUUGGAUACGCCAUCGCUCGAAGGAUGGGUGCGAUCAACAGCCUGGACCUCAAAGACUCUGAAGGAAUGACAGCCCUCCUCCAUGCUGCAAAGCAUAACCACCACCUGAUGGUAGCAGAUCUGAUCCGAUUGGGGGCAAAUGUCAAUGCGAAAAACAACUCAGGAAAGUCGUGCCUCCACCUCAGCGCUGAGAAAGGCUACGUCAGAGUCCUGGAGGUUCUGAAACAAGCAAUGAUGGAUGGUGUGUACGUUGAUGUUGAAGCCACUGAUAACUCUGGAAUGAGUGUCCUUCAGUGCACUUCACUGGCUUUGAAGGCCACAGUGCGUGAGCUGGAAACCAGUGCAUCUCCAAACUACACCCGACUGCACACCCUGCACCAGGAGCAGAUGAUGGAGACGCUGGGGUGUCUGCUGCAGAUGGGCAGCUACCUUCAUACCAUGGGGAGUGGCACUAUGCAGCCCAGGUCCGCCUGACACUUGUGGCGUGUUGGCCCGGCAGGGCUUUCUGGAACCCGA